Dioscorea cayenensis subsp. rotundata (Guinea yam) is the source of this 924-nucleotide messenger RNA. RefSeq names its product protein FAR-RED ELONGATED HYPOCOTYL 3-like. Lineage: Eukaryota; Viridiplantae; Streptophyta; Magnoliopsida; Dioscoreales; Dioscoreaceae. The record is from RefSeq and is a predicted model, not a curated record. The transcript is spliced from 3 exons. Bases 1 to 924 code for a protein of 307 amino acids.
AUGGCAAAUAUCACCGAUAAAAUAUACAGAAACGACAAUUCCAUCUUUGAGGAUAUUGAAAUGGAUAUAAACGAGCUCGGGUUAUGUAGAUUACAUGAAGAAGGUGAAGGUCAUGUGACACAAGGAAUUGAUAGCCAACAAGUUGAAGAUAUGCAUGAAUUGACAACCGAAGAUGAUCAAGAAAUGGCAAUGAGUCCACAAUCUCAAGAUGAACGGGAGGUAAGAAUCCCAUUUGUUGGUAUGGAGUUCGAGGAUGAGGAUGCAGCAUUUCAAUAUUACUUGGAUUAUGCAAAGUCCAAAGGUUUUGGGGUAAGAAAGGGCCAUGUGUAUCGUUCAUCAAGUUCUCAAGUGAUUACUUGUCGACACUUUGUUUGUGAUAAGGAAGGAGCUAAAUCUAUGUUAGACAAAAGACAACUAGGAAAAACUGUACGAAGGCGUAGAGAUACAAGAACAAAUUGUGAAGCUCGAAUGGUAGUGUCAAAAAUGAAGAGUGGACGAUGGACCAUAAAGACGUUUGAUGAUGUGCAUAAUCAUGUUUUACUAACAACUCCAUCUAAGUAUGAUAAGGCUUUGGUUGCUCGACGAAAUGAUGAAGAAAAUGAAGACUUCAAAAUGUUGGACUCUAUAGCUAAUUACUACACAAGUCAUCAAAUUGAGAAGCAUGCAGGAGAAGUGUAUACAAGAGCUAUGUUUAAUAUCUUUCAAGUAGAAUUGCGAGAAAGUGAUAGUUUGCUUGCCGAAUGUAUUCGAAAUGGGUCUCAAAAUGCAAAAUAUAUAAUUUGUAAUCAAACUGAUGUGUUUAGCAAAGAUUGUAGUGAAAAUGGGGAGCCUUCGGCAACGUGCUCUUGUAAGAAGUUUGAGAUAGAAGAUGUUUGGAACAAGCUUCUUUAUGCUCACAUUUUCUCAAAGCAUGCAGAAGAGUGA